CUCCACCGCCUCCUUUCUGUCGUCAUUUCCUGUGGGUCUGUAGGCUAAGGGAGAAGAUGGCGGCGCUAGGGGAACCCGUGCGGCUCGAGAGGGAUAUUUGUAGAGCCAUUGAAUUAUUGGAAAAACUACAAAGGAGUGGAGAAGUACCACCACAGAAACUUCAGGCUUUACAAAGAGUCCUUCAAAGUGAGUUCUGCAAUGCUGUGAGAGAGGUAUAUGAACAUGUCUAUGAGACUGUGGACAUCAGUAGCAGUCCUGAAGUGAGAGCAAAUGCUACUGCAAAGGCUACUGUUGCUGCAUUUGCUGCUAGUGAAGGACAUUCUCAUCCUCGAGUUGUAGAGCUACCAAAAACAGAAGAGGGCCUUGGAUUCAAUAUUAUGGGAGGCAAAGAACAAAACUCUCCAAUCUACAUAUCUCGAAUAAUUCCAGGUGGAAUUGCUGAUAGACAUGGGGGCCUCAAACGAGGAGAUCAACUCCUCUCUGUUAAUGGAGUGAGUGUUGAAGGAGAGCAUCAUGAAAAAGCUGUAGAACUGCUGAAAGCUGCACAAGGAAAGGUUAAAUUAGUGGUGCGAUAUACACCCAAAGUCUUAGAAGAAAUGGAGUCGCGCUUUGAAAAAAUGAGAUCAGCAAAACGCAGGCAACAGACCUAAUACAUUUCAAAACUUGAUAUUUCAUUUUGCAUUUUAGCUAGAGAUGUUUUCCUUGUGACUUAACUGAUGGCUACAAUGCCAAUGAUUGUAAAAAAAAAAAAAAACAAAUUUAUCAUGAAAAUUCUCCUUGCCAUUUUAUAAAUGCCUAUUUUAACAUCAUUUAUGGUUCCAGAGAUGCAUACUCUUUUUUCUGACAAGAAAAAGUAAAAGGUGAUGAGGGCAAUUCUGUCCUACUGUUUUUACAGGCCUUUUUCAAAUGCAGAUUUUGUCAUAAAGUUGUUAUAGAUUUUUUAAACUGCUUUUUUAAUAUUAAAAUGUACUUUUACAUUCUUAAUCUUUUUUUAGAAAAGAAAAGUUUUCUUCAUUUGGCUGCUGAUUUAAAAGUAAAGUUCUCCAAUUCUUUUUUUGCUUACUCUUUUUUUAACCUGUAACAUUUCUUUACAGUUUUCCAAGAAAUUAAACCUAACAGUCUCACCUACAGCAGUUCAUUACACUGUCAGUGUUAACAUCAUUGCUGCAUUUUGUACUUUGAACUCACGCAUAAUAUAUAUAACCAGUGGUACAUCAUGACUCAGCACAGUGCAAGUUUUUUACUUUUACUUAAACAUAAUAUAUAAUGGAUAUUCAUUUGUACUGAUUUUUAAAAGUAAGUUUUUAAACAUUGAAACAAUCAUUGCUAAAAUAUGUAUUCUUAAUAUUUGAGCAUUGGGACAAAAGGAUGUAAUUAAUAGCAUUACUGAUUACAUCCCUAUUUAUAUUCAACAAUAUAUCAAAUUAUAAAUGCAAAACAGGUUCAGAUUUCAUCUCUUGCAAUUUUUUUUUAAGUGCUUUUCAUUUUUAUUUUAAUACACAGUAUUUGCCCUAUAUUUUGGUCCUUCCAUUCCUAGAGAUGAACCAGUUAUUUUGUGGUGGGAAGUAGCUGAAG
Molecule: messenger RNA, 1575 nt
Organism: Cebus imitator (Panamanian white-faced capuchin)
Lineage: Eukaryota; Metazoa; Chordata; Mammalia; Primates; Cebidae
Gene: LIN7C
Product: lin-7 homolog C, crumbs cell polarity complex component
Exons: 5
Coding region: 57-650 (197 amino acids)
Biological process (GO): neurotransmitter secretion; maintenance of epithelial cell apical/basal polarity; protein localization to basolateral plasma membrane
Cellular component (GO): cell-cell junction; MPP7-DLG1-LIN7 complex; synapse
Molecular function (GO): L27 domain binding
Source: RefSeq, a predicted model, not a curated record